Molecule: messenger RNA, 2749 nt
Organism: Trematomus bernacchii (emerald rockcod)
Lineage: Eukaryota; Metazoa; Chordata; Actinopteri; Perciformes; Nototheniidae
Gene: syt9a
Product: synaptotagmin IXa
Exons: 7
Coding region: 247-1935 (562 amino acids)
Biological process (GO): regulation of calcium ion-dependent exocytosis; cellular response to calcium ion; regulation of dopamine secretion
Cellular component (GO): membrane; dense core granule
Molecular function (GO): phosphatidylserine binding; calcium-dependent phospholipid binding; clathrin binding
Source: RefSeq, a predicted model, not a curated record
UUCACACCAAAACUAUUUUUGCUCCUCAUGUAGGAAACGCUUUCUGAUUUUUGGACCACUUGGACUAGUGUUUUUUUAAUUCUCUCUAAUACAGAGCGUCUCCGUGGACUCCAUCGUGCAGGUAGGCGUGCCGUUGGAUGCGUGGUUGACUCCAGAAGCUGUGCUGAGGAGCGUGGAAUAGUCAGGCGGGAGUAUAGUGGUGGUGGUGCUCAAGAGACCCUCCAUUUAUAAGGAUGCUGGUGGGAAAUGCCUGGAGACAGAGAUGACGAGAUUUGUCAAAAGGCACUUGAACUCCUGUCCGAUCUUUGCUCGAAGGGGGAAGUGCAGAACGAUUACUGCUUGGAUUUUAUCUACUAUUUCCGAGACCUCGCCAGGCCACGCUAUUCGGAUUCAGAUAUAUCGGUGAGUCUGCUGUCACUGGUGGUGACUGCCUGUGGCUUGGCCCUUUUUGGGGUCUCUCUGUUUGUCUCCUGGAAGCUCUGCUGGAUACCAUGGAGGGAGCGUGUGCUCUCUCCCACCACCAAGGAGGCCCAUGGGCACAUCAACCCCACCAUGAGCCCAAUACCCUCCCAGCUCGCUCCAAGGCAUCCAGUUUACUCUGCUGUGGACCCCCCUCCACACAACCGCCGUGAGUCGUCUAUCUGCCCCAUCGUCAGAGAGCCUACUCCUGUGGCGUCAGUGGUAUCAGUGGAGGCUCCAGUGACUCCCGUAUCCCCACCACCUGUGGUCAUUGCCACACCAGAGGCAGCUAUGAAGAUCAGUCACACAUCUCCAGACAUCCCACUGGACGCCGAGAAUAAAAGCCGGCAAAAUGGGGUUCACACCAACCCUCGUAUGCAGAGACAGAUAACUGAACCCCCGCCCACUGGUCCCCUCAUGUCUGAAAUUGGACAAGGGACCAUUCGCCGGCAUAUGAACCUAUCCAACCCAGACUUCAAUGUGGCCCAGUUCCAAAGGCAGGACUCCAUCACUGGAAUGGGGCUGGGCCUCGGUCGCCUCAAACCUGAGCUCUACAAACAGCGCUCCCUGGAAGGAGACGAAGGCAGUCGCAGAGGCGGGGGCUGUGGACGCCUCUGCUUUAUCCUCAAAUUUGACUGCGACCUGGAACAGUUAAUAGUUAAGAUCCACAAAGCAGAGGACCUCCCAGCCAAGGACUUCUCUGGAACCUCUGACCCUUACGUUAAGAUCUACCUGCUCCCCGACCGUCAGACCAAGCACCAGACCAAGGUUCACCGCAAGACCCUCAACCCCGUGUUUGAUGAGGUCUUCCUGUUCCCCGUGGAAUACUCUGAGCUUCCUGAACGUAAGCUGCACUUCAGUGUCUAUGAUUUCGACCGUUUUUCACGCCAUGACAUUAUUGGCCAAGUGGUCGUGGACAACUUCCUGGAUCUGGAAGAUUUUCCCAGGGAGACGAAACUCUGUCGGGAGAUCCAGUACGUCUCAACGGAUAAUGUGGACCUCGGGGAUCUGAUGUUUUCGCUCUGUUACUUGCCCACGGCGGGGAGAUUGACCAUUACCAUGAUAAAGGCUCGCAAUCUGAAAGCCAUGGAUAUCACUGGUGCAUCUGAUCCAUACGUGAAGGUUUCCCUAAUGUGUGAAGGUCGCAGACUGAAGAAGAGGAAGACUUCGACAAAGAGGAACACUUUGAAUCCAGUCUAUAAUGAGGCCAUUGUCUUCGAUGUCCCUCCAGAAAAUAUAGAGCAGAUCAGCCUUUCGAUUGCAGUCAUGGACUAUGACCGUGUUGGCCAUAAUGAGGUCAUUGGGAUUUGUCGAGUUGGCAACGAUGCAGACAACCUCGGUCGAGCCCACUGGAGCGAAAUGCUCACAUGUCCCCGAAAACCAGUCGCCCACUGGCACCCCAUUGUUGAGUACCAGGGGACCACAGGUAGCCAGGGAGGAUCCUGUAAUUCUCUUAAGACACCUCCCUCUCUGUAGCCUUGAGCAACACUGAAGCAACACUUCACACAAGAGCACCAAUUAACCCGAAGCCUCGUCUGUAUACGUUGGGACAGGAGUGCCGCAGAGUGCUGCACACAUAUAGUCCUAAAAGAAGAAUGCAGACAUUGAUAAGCUCCUGUGGAAAAGAGAGACACAAACUGUCUUGAGCUCUGCUCAGUUGGACCAGUUGCAUGUUGAAUGACCGCACAGAUGGAUGUUUUUUUAUUUAUCUAUAAUGUUCCAUAAGAGAAAAAACAGGCAUGUACAGACAUUUUAGGUCUGUGCUAUUUCUGGGUUUAUACAGUAGUUACUGUUUUUUACAUGGUCGUGUUACUUGUUUUAAUGAGGUGAGUCUUGCACAAUGUACUUACAACCAGUUGAACUGCCAUAUAGUUUUAUUAAUUCGGUGGUGAAUUGGUGCAUGAGGUCAUGGUUUGGUGGGAUAUCUUCUCCUCGUUUGUUUGUUUCUGUUUCUAUUUUUGGGAAUACGAUGUGAUGUUCUGUCGGUUGAUGUGCAGUGAUGGUUGAUUUCUAGACAAAGUAUCUGUAAGGAAAAUAUGUUAAAUGUUAUCAAUAAAUAUUAUUCCAUUACAAAAAAAACAUUGUUGAUCUCUGCCAGUUCAGUUUUUAUGAAAUUAAAACACUGUAGACCGACAUGGUGAAGAACUAGAAAAUCUGUAAGACAAUAAAAUAUGAAAAUGUAAAUCUGACAAGAGUUUGAUUUAUAUUGUAAAAGCUGUUAUUUAUUUUGUAACAUGUCAACUCUAUAACUGUUGAAAAUUAAAAUGAUCAUAAGUGCAAUCCAUCAAAA